CGUGUUAUUCACCACAGCUAACUUACUUUGCGCCUUUCACAAUAUGGCAUCUCUACGCACUGCAACAAGUUCAUUGAAAAAGUUGCCAAUCGUUUCUUUCGCGUUCUCCUCUUCUCUUUUGUUUUCGACAUUUCUCCAAGUCGGGUGUUGCUUGCGUAGCGGCGGUUUUUUGUUGUGUGGUUAUAUUGUUUUUGCAUUUACAAUUGAGCAAAAACAAUUACAAGAAAUUAAGAAAGUAUUGUUGUAUUGUUUUUGGAAUAAUUCAUUAAUGAGAACGUGUUGUUUUAGUGCUGAAUUGUAGGCAUAGUUUUGAAUUGAUUGAAAAGUGGCUGGAAAUUGGUUACAAGAAAGGACAAGAAGCUAAAUUUGUGACAAAUAGUUCAACAGCAUUGCCAGCUGUAUAAAUAAUGGCAUGAAAUUGAAAAUAGAUUUUGUUCGAGUAUCGAAUUGUCGUGUAAACAUGUUGUGCUGGCAUUGAAACUUUAAAUUAUAAACUGACCAAAUUUAUGAAUGUAAAACACAUCAUUAUUAAGCUGUGAAAAUAGUGUGACCUGUGAAUUGUACUACAUUCAUUUUAUAAGUAUGUGCUGUAAUACUAAAUAGCUAUACGCUAACCCAAAGGCUAGCUAGAGAAGGUGUCGCAGGCUAGUUGCCGCGUUACUUGUUCAUCAUUGACAGCCAAGUGUAGCGGCGUUUUUAUUCACAGUCGGUCUAUUAAUUUAGUCGAAUUAUACUUAGCUCCAGAUUUGUGCAGUUGUUGCUAGAAUGUGUGCGUAAACGAAUCGUAAAGUCGAAACGCGAAAAAUGUGCAAAUGUGCUAAAAAUAAAGUACAUGUUCUCUACUAAGUAAAUAGUUGAGUGCAACAUACAACAAAAAAUAUACGUAAAUCGUAACGAAAGUAAUAAGUAGCAGUUGAAGCAGAGGCUCGUAUGAAGCACAUACACGACGUUGUCGACAGCUGAGAAAAAAAGUGACAAAAAGUAGAUUGGAGAAAGAGAAAUGGAAAUAGAAAAGUAAAGAGAGAGAGAGAGAGCUAGAAAAAGCAAUUGUUUGAGAGAACGGAAAGUGGACAUCAAAAUAGUGCAACAACAAACAGCAGCGGCGUGUGAAGCUAGAAGAAGAGGAAGAAGACGUAGAAACAGCACAAGACAAGAAGCAAGUUUAGCACAACGCGCAGUGUUUUUAUAUAUCAGAUGAAAUGUGUGAAUAUUUUUAUUUUUUUGUGUGCACAUAAAAAAUACUGAAUUGAAUUUAAAAUAAAGUCGAACGAGCGCAAUAGCGCAACGAGUGACAUCCAUAGCUAAUGCCUGACAGUGGUGAAUAUAGUGGAAGAGGAAAAGUGUGAAAAACGUUUAAAAAUUUAAUUAUAAAUCAUAUAAAAAGUAAAGCAAUAACUACGUUUUUUUGCGUUAGGAUAUUAAAUAAUUUCUUGAGGAUUAGUGUUUGUGAUAUAACGAGAAGAUGACAACACGUAAGAAGAAGCGUCAGGAUGGCAGUGGUAGUGGUGGUGGUUUCAUCAAGAAAGUUUCCUCGCUGUUUAAUUUGGAUUCGAUACAUAGAGCAUCUUCGACGAAGGUGAACGGUGAUGAUAGUUGGCAAUAUGAGGAUAUCACAUUGGAGCGUGGCAAUUCUGGUCUUGGCUUUUCGAUUGCAGGCGGCACAGACAAUCCACACAUCGGCACGGACACAUCUAUUUAUAUAACGAAACUCAUACAGGGCGGUGCGGCCGCUACCGAUGGUCGUUUAUGCAUUAACGAUAUUAUUGUGUCGGUGAAUGAUGUUUCCGUGGUGGAUGUACCGCAUGCGUCCGCUGUAGAUGCGCUCAAAAAAGCUGGCAAUGUUGUGAAAUUGCAUGUGAAGCGAAAACGUGGUGGCGGUAGCGGCGGCGGCGGUCCGGCUGGUGAUGCUACCGCUGCCACGUCGGCCACAUUGCCACGUAGCGCUGCUACUGCUGCUGCCGCUGCUGCUGCAGCAGGACCAAAAGUGAUCGAAAUUGAUUUGGUUAAAGGUGGCAAGGGCUUGGGCUUCUCCAUUGCCGGCGGUAUUGGUAAUCAGCAUAUACCGGGCGAUAACGGUAUUUAUGUAACGAAAAUAAUGGAUGGUGGCGCUGCAGCAGUCGAUGGACGCCUCUCGAUUGGCGACAAGCUGAUUGCGGUGCGCACAAAUGCGGCCGAAACGAAUUUGGAGAAUGUCACGCAUGAGCAAGCCGUUGCCACGCUCAAGUCAAUUACGGACAAAGUAACGUUGAUCGUUGGCAAGACGCAACAUCAAAUUAGCUCAUCACAAUCACAAUUUGCGCAGAUCAAUUCGCAUUCAACAGGUGCGAUAAAUAAUAUUGGCAAAACAGUUGUUGAUUUUGCUCGUUCACCAUCACCCACAAUCACCAACACCACCACUACCAACACCACGAACAAUAAUAACAAUGUUAGCCAUUUAGCUAAUAGUACGAAUAACAUCAGCAACAACAACAACAGCAAUAAUAAUAAUAUACAAUCCUCAGUAUCCGUCCCCUCUGUAGCAGCAGCUGGUGUUGUUGCUGCAUCAACAUCCAGAUCCCAUUCACCUUUGCCUCAGCCAGCAUCUAGGUAUGCGUCAUCGAAUGUAUUGGCCGCUGUGCCACCCGGAACGCCACGUGCCGUCAGCACUGAGGAUAUUACCCGUGAACCGCGCACAAUCACCAUACAAAAGGGUCCACAAGGCUUGGGCUUUAACAUCGUCGGCGGUGAGGAUGGUCAAGGCAUUUAUGUCUCAUUCAUAUUGGCUGGCGGACCAGCUGAUGCUGGUGGUGAGCUAAAACGUGGCGAUCAGCUGUUGAGUGUGAAUAAUGUCAGUCUGAAUAAUGCCACACACGAGGAGGCCGCGCAGGCGUUGAAGAGUUCCGGUGGCGUAGUCACAUUGGUCGCACAAUAUCGACCCGAAGAGUAUAAUCGCUUUGAGGCCCGCAUACAAGAGCUGAAACAACAGGCAGCACUCUCCGCCGGCGGUACUGGCACACUGUUGCGCACCUCACAAAAACGUUCGCUAUAUGUGCGUGCGCUCUUCGACUAUGAUCCGAAUCGUGACGAUGGACUGCCAUCGCGUGGUUUGCCCUUCCGCCAUGGCGAUAUACUGCACGUAACGAAUGCGGCCGAUGAUGAAUGGUGGCAGGCGCGUCGCGUGUUAGGCGACAGUGAAGACGAACAAAUCGGUAUUGUGCCAUCGAAACGACGGUGGGAGCGAAAGAUGCGAGCACGCGAUCGCAGCGUUAAGUUCCAAGGUCAUACCGCAGCCAAUAAUAACCUGGAUAAGGUCAGUAAUGAGCAAUCAACACUCGAUCGCAAGAAGAAGAAUUUCACAUUUUCACGAAAAUUCCCAUUCAUGAAGAGUCGGGACGAGAAACUAGGCGAAGAUGGCAGUGAUCAAGAGCCUAAUGGAGUUGUAACCAGCAAUAGCGAACUUGAUGUUAACAGUGUUAACAACAAUGAUUCAAAUGAACCGCAACCUUUUAUGCUUUGCUACACACAAGACGAUGCCAAUGCUGAAGGAGCCGAAAUUAUCUACCGUGUGGAGUUGCCAGACAUGGAGCAGAUAACAUUAAUCUAUUUGGAGAAUAACGAUGCUGACUAUCCAUCCGAAGAGAAUGUGUUAUCAUAUGAGGCCGUACAACGGUUAUCUAUUAACUAUACACGACCGGUAAUCGUGCUCGGCCCAUUAAAGGAUCGCAUCAAUGAUGAUCUUAUAUCGGAGUAUCCAGAGAAAUUUGGCUCAUGUGUGCCACAUACGACUCGACCAAAACGCGAUUACGAAGUGGAUGGUCGUGAUUAUCAUUUUGUUUCAUCACGUGAGCAAAUGGAACGCGAUAUACAAAAUCAUCUAUUCAUCGAAGCGGGUCAAUAUAAUGACAACCUCUAUGGCACAUCGGUGGCGAGUGUACGUGAGGUGGCGGAGAAGGGUAAACACUGCAUUUUAGAUGUUUCGGGCAAUGCCAUUAAGCGUUUACAAGUUGCUCAACUAUAUCCGAUUGCUAUAUUUAUCAAACCGAAAUCGGUGGACUCAAUAAUGGAAAUGAAUCGACGCAUGACCGAGGAACAAGCGAAGAAAACGUACGAACGCGCGAUAAAGAUGGAACAAGAAUUCGGCGAAUAUUUCACAGGAGUUGUUCAAGGCGACACCAUCGAAGAGAUCUACAGUAAAGUCAAAGCGAUGAUUUGGUCACAAUCGGGACCAAUCAUUUGGGUACCAUCCAAAGAAUCUCUAUGACCAACAGCCACGACGACAUGGACACUGCCGCCUCGAGUACGUUGUCGACCAGUCUCGAGAUCAACAACAAAUCAACAUCAACAGCAAACGCACUGAUUUUGCAACGCAUUGAACGCGCAUUGAAAAGGAACAUCACCAUAAAUGAAUAUGAAUGGAUGAAUGGAUAGUUGGUUGGUUGGUACAUAAAAGUCGCCAACAACAAUGAGAACAAAAUUAAAAAAAAAAAAAAAAAACA
Molecule: messenger RNA, 4475 nt
Organism: Ceratitis capitata (Mediterranean fruit fly)
Lineage: Eukaryota; Metazoa; Arthropoda; Insecta; Diptera; Tephritidae
Gene: dlg1
Product: disks large 1 tumor suppressor protein
Exons: 15
Coding region: 1463-4240 (925 amino acids)
Biological process (GO): chemical synaptic transmission
Cellular component (GO): neuromuscular junction; postsynaptic density membrane; neuron projection
Molecular function (GO): kinase binding
Source: RefSeq, a predicted model, not a curated record